AUGGCAUUGGUCACCACUUUGGUCAGCACAUUGGUCACCACGUUGGUCAGCACCUUGGUCAUGGCAUUGGUCAGCACAUUGGUCGUGGCAUUGGUCACCACGUUGGUCACCACGUUGGUCGUGGCAUUGGUCAGCAUCUUGAUAAAACACCCUGUUAAGCUUGUUAACACGUGCCGCGGCGAGUAG
Messenger RNA from Babesia bigemina, 186 nucleotides. RefSeq lists its product as hypothetical. The transcript has 2 exons. The record is from RefSeq and is a predicted model, not a curated record. NCBI's taxonomy places the organism in Eukaryota, Apicomplexa, Aconoidasida, Piroplasmida, Babesiidae. Bases 1 to 186 code for a protein of 61 amino acids.